Molecule: messenger RNA, 5480 nt
Organism: Gavialis gangeticus (Gharial)
Lineage: Eukaryota; Metazoa; Chordata; Crocodylia; Gavialidae
Gene: RUSC2
Product: RUN and SH3 domain containing 2
Exons: 12
Coding region: 357-4856 (1499 amino acids)
Cellular component (GO): cytoplasmic vesicle
Molecular function (GO): protein binding
Source: RefSeq, a predicted model, not a curated record
GUGAAACCCCAGACCUGACGCCAGCUCUCGCUGUCCCUUCCCCUCCCACCGGUCCCCGGGGGCCGAGCGGAGCGUGGGGCUGUGGGCAGGCGGGCUGCCUCGCACGGCACAACGUCACCGCAGCCACCGCCGCAGCAGGGCCGCCUGCUCUGCGCAGCCCCUCUGCAUUGCCAGGGAUGCAGCCCUAGCACAGGCAGGGAGGACCAGGGACGGGGAGAAACCCGCUGUCUUUGGGGUCCCGGGAGGCUCCAGGGAAGGUGCGGGACCCCCCCUUGUGAGAUGUGCUCCCCCCGUGCCGCCUGCAUGCCCCGCACACUCCAUGGGUAGUGCCGGCCUGGCCGCUGCCCCGCACCGCCAUGGAUAGCCCGCCCAAGCUGACCGGCGAGACGCUCAUUGUCCAUCACAUCCCCCUGGUGCAUUGCCAGGUCCCCGACCGGCAGUGCUGCAGUGGGGGCAAGCGGACCAACCCCUUCUGCCCGCCGGAGCUGGGCAUCAUGCGGGCCACGGCCUUGCCGGACCGCGACCUCUCUCAGGCCGACUCCCUGGUCUACAGUAGCCUGCUCCAGGCCGCGGAGGUGCCGGCCGAGGCCACCGAGAGCCAGGAGGGCAAAGCCAGGGACCUCGCCGCCCCGAAGCGGCACAACCCUUUCCUCCUGUGCGACGGCGAUGACCGUGGCCUCUUUGGUGAUGACAGAGGCCAGAAAUCCUUCCACUUGCACAGCUCCCUGGUGAGCGGCAAGCCACCCUUCCACCUGCACGACACUGGGCCCAUCGUGAAGCCGUGGCACGCGGCCAGCCGCGCCGGCGUGGUGGACGGGCAGGAGGACAGGCUGGCGGGCGACACCGCCCCGAAGCGGCACAACGCCAACCGGUGCCGCAUGGCCUCCGAGCGCAUGGAGCUGGACGAGUGCCCCUGCCUGCGUGGGGGCCCCGCCGGCUUCUCCUUUGAUCUCGGCGAUGCUGAGUGGGGCCCCGGCGGCAUCGAGGAGCCGGCCAGGAACGCCGGCGCGCCGCGUAGCCAGAGCUGCAGCUGCUCCAGCACGGAGCUGCAGGCCUGCCGGUGCUACAGCACCUCGAGCCAGUCGGAGCUGGCGGACCAGCCGAUGGGCUAUGUCAGCGACUCGUCCUGCAACAGCUCGGACGGGGUGCUGGUCAACUUCAGCGCCCUGUAUCACAAAAUGAGCGGGCACUCACGCUCCAACCUCAACUCGGCCCCGCUGUCCUGCGACUCCUCCUUCUGCAGCCACUCGGACACGGGCGCCUUCUACCUGGACCUGCAGCCCUCGCCCACCGAAUCCAAGAUGUCCUGUGAGUCUCAUGGCCCCGACAGCGGGGGGAAGCCGUGCGGCUGCCGCCACGCUGCCUCCCCAGUGCUGGAUGCCAACUGCAACUCCUACCACCUACCCUGCGAGCCCUGCGCGGCUGACGGCUCCGACCUCACCUCCUGCUUCCAGAGCCAGGCCCGGCUCGUCGUGGCCACCCAGAACUACUACAAGCUGGUCACGUGCGACUUGUCUUCCCAGUCCUCGCCCAGCCCCGCCGGCUCAUCCAUCACCAGCUGCUCCGAGGACCACACCAAAGGCAGCCCGGCGCAGCCCACUGAGUACUACUUGUUCCGGAGGCCGGAGCUGAAGGCGGAGGAGGGAGGGAAGGGUGUGGCUGCAGGGGAGGUGGAGGGCAACGUGAUUGAGGGCCAGGUCUAUGUCAACGUGUCCCCCCCGAACCUCAACACCGGCCGGCAGCGCUCACGGAGCUACGACCGGAGCCUGGACCGGAGCCCCACGAGCCGGCUGGGCUCUCUGGAGCGCAUGCUGAGCUGCCCAGUUAAGCUGAGUGAGAGCCCCGCACUGGCUUUGCAGAGCUCCCCGCCGAAGCGCGUUACCUCCUUUGCCGAGCUGGCCAAGGGCCGAAAGAAGAACGGGGCUUCCCCGCCGCUUCGCACCAGCGGUGACUCCUCACUGGAGUUCUCCCCCAUCCCAGAGUCGCAGCGUGAUGGCCCGGCCUUCCCCGAGGACAGAGCCCGGCGCAGCCAGAGUCUUCCACCCUUGCCCUUCAUGCACGGGAUGCACCGCAGCUGCGAGGGCUAUCGCCUGGACCAUGCCUUUGAGGACGGCCUGGUGGCCGGUGCCGGCCAGGAUGCAAGCACCAGUGACAUGCUGCCCGGUGGCCAUGGGACAGGCGGUGGUGCGGACAGCAAGCCUGUGGUGCGCUACAGCAAGGACCAGCGCCCCACUACACUGCCCAUCCAGCCCUUCGUGUUCCAGCACCACUUCAGCAAGCCACCCAAGGCCCGUGCCCUGCACAGCCACUUCGCCUCCAGCCUGUCCCAGCUGUACAGCUACGCCGGCAGCCGGCCCGCCAGCCAGCACGCCUCCUCCGCCUCGCAGUCCUCUGCCUCGGCCACCUCGGCAGAGCCGCCUGUGUCUGUGCCCGCCAGGGCUCCCAGCCACACCGUGCCACUGAGCCACCGCUCGGCUGAUGGGGCCACGGGCCGCGGCGACAGGAAGUCCGCCCCAGAGACCACGCGCCCAUCACCGCUGGGCAGCUACUCCCCUGUGCAAAGCCACGUGCCUUUCUUCCAGAGCGCUGACUCUUCCUCUGGCUCGCCCGGCGCUGAGACCCACCCGCCCCGCAGCCGGUCCUGCCCGCUGUCCGCCAGCCUGCUGCCCACCCGGGCUUCCCCAGCAGCCGUGGCCCCGCCGCCCUGCCUGGCCGCACCACCUCAUGAGAGCCCCAAGCCGGUGCCCAAGGCAGAAGGGCCGCCGGAGCGCGGCACACCAGUGUCUGAGUACCACCUCCAUGGUGGGCCUGUGUUGGCUGGGGGCGCGCCUGGGGCCUCCACAGAGCCGUCCUGGAGGAAUGACAUCGAGGCCGGUGGCUCGGGGUCUCUGGGCAGCGUUGCGGGGCGGCCUCUUAACGCCAACCACCUGUCCCCUCAAGCGCUGAAGUGGCGGGAAUACAGGCGGAGGAACCCCCUGGGCCUGGACCGUGUCUCGGAGCCUCGCCUGCCCCGGCGCAUCCCCGGCUUGGAGUUCCCUGGCACCCUCAACCCCGGCCACGGGCACUGCCGGCUCAACGGGCAGUCCAUGAAGCAGCUGCAGCUGAACUACACCGACUUCUUCCCUGACUACUUCUCGCUGGCGGAGAAGCCCCCGGCUGAGUUCUGCCUGUCCCCCGAUGGCAACACUGAGUCCAUCUCCAUCGAUCUGCUGCAGAAGAAAGGUCUGGUGAAGGCCAUCAACACAGCCGUUGACCUGAUCGUGGCCCAUUUCGGAACCAGCAGGGACCCGGGGGUCAAGGCCAAGUUGGGGAACAGCUCGGUGAGCCCCAAUGUGGGGCACCUGAUCCUGAAGUACCUGUGCCCGGCCAUCCGGGACGUGCUGAGCGACGGGCUCAAGGCCUACGUCCUGGACAUGAUCGUGGGUCAGCGGAGGAACAUCCCUUGGAGUGUGGUGGAGGCCUCUACCCAGCUAGGCCCCUCCACCAAGCUCCUGCAUAGCCUGUGCAGCAAGGUCAGCCAGCACACCGAGCUCACCAGCCACUCCAUGCGCUUCAACGCCUUCAUCUUCGGACUCCUCAACAUCCGGUCCCUGGAGUUCUGGUUCAACCACCUGUAUAACCACGAGGACAUCAUCCUGGCGCACUACCAGCCGACUGGCUUCCUGUGCCUUUCGCAUGGCGUGUGCCAGCCGCUGUUUGAGGAGCUGCUGCUGCUGCUGCAGCCGCUGUCCCUGCUGCCCUUCAGCCUGGAUCUGCUCUUCGAGCACCGCCUGCUGCAGAUGGGCAAGGAGCAGCAGCAGCAGAAGGAGCUGCUGCGGGUCAAGCAGGACCUGGUACUGUCAGCCCACUCCACGCUGCAGCUCAUGCGCUCCCGGGCUGGCGACGAACCUGACAGCUGGAGGGCUGCCCCUGCCCGGCUGCCCCUGGAGCCGGCAGGGGGCAGGCAACGGGCCACGGGCGUGGGGGCCCCUUGUGAGGAGCGGGAACCGGAGGAAGAGAGGAGGAAGACGGUGGAGAAUGCGGGCGAGGGAAGGAAGGACAAGCAAGCUGGCUGGUGGUACCAGCUCAUGCAGAGCUCCCAGGUCUACAUUGAGGGCUCGGCCGAAGGCUCCAAGUUCCUCCGCUAUGAGAGAAGGAGGAAGGGGCCGGGGUCCGCACCCCGCCGGGCCCCGCCACCCCGCGAGGGCGUAGUGGAGGGCGCGGAGGCCUGUCCCCUGGCUGAGGCCCCCCCGGAGGGGCGUCCAAAUGCCACCCCACAGCUCCCGGAGGAGGCUCGGGAGCGGAGCCGCCCCUUCUGGAUGGGCAGCCCCCCGGACUCGGUGCUUUCGGAGCUGAAGCGCAGUAAGGAGAAGGAGAAGGAGAAGAAGGAGAAGGAAGUCACGGCAGCCCCGGGGCCGGGGGCAGCCUCCUCCGAGGGGCCCGGCACUCCCGACAGCAGCCUGCCUGUGAAGUGGGGGCACCUUUUCGGGGCCAGGAAGGCGCAGAAGGAGUCCAAGCAGCCCAACAGGCUGCCCUCCGGCUGGCUGAGCCUGGACCGGUCCGUGCUGCAGCGGGUGGUGCAGACGGUGGGGGCCAGCGUGUGGAGAGAUGCAGCCCCCGACCCCGGGCAGGUCCCAACGCCCGACGUGGAGCCCAAGCAGCUUCCAGCCCGCGGCCUGUCUCCGGACCUCUCCUGUGAGGUGAAAGCCCUGUGCCACCACAUCGCCACCGAGGCUGGGCAGCUGAGCUUCAACAAGGGUGACCUGCUGCGGGUCCUUGCCAAGGUGGAUGGGGACUGGCUGCGCUGCGGCUUGGGCACUGACACUGGCCUGGUGCCCAUUAUGUAUGUCACCCACCCAGAAGACGAGGACUAUUGAUGCUGCGGGGGCACUGGGCACCACACCCCCGGCUCCUGCGGGGCUGGCGCAGGCCAUGCUGCUGCUAGCCCCGUAUGCCCCGCCCCAUCCCUGCCUCCAAGGGUUCCUUCCCCUCCUGCCCCAUGGGGCUUGGUGCCAGCCGGGCACGUGGCUGGGCCCCACCGUGCAUGCAGCCCUCGGGACGGCCCGUGCCCCUCCACCCCAUGCUGUCUCCAGCACCCCUGGACUGUGGACUCGGAUGUAGCAGGAACCCCGGCAGCUUCAUAGCGGGGUCCUGGCUGCCUUCAGUGGGGCUUUGCCCAUCUCAGCCCCAUGCCAUGGUGUGGCAUGGCCCUGCCCGGCACAGUUUGGGGCAUUCUGCACCAAGGGUCUCCACGGACAGCCCCACGGCCUCCCCAGCUGCACAGCAUCCGUGUGCUGCCACGUGAACGCAGCACCACGUGUGGGACCACACCAGUUGUCCACGCCACAUGGCUGGGCACCAUCGGGGGCAGGAGGGGAGGUUACAAUGGGUGAAGGCAGGUGGGGACCAGUAUCAGGGGAUGUGGGGGAUCUUGGUGGGGCCGUGACCAGCCCUGCAUGGCUGUGGGGGUGGUUUUUGGUGCCGCAAGGAGGCAGGGGAUG